Molecule: messenger RNA, 2321 nt
Organism: Dromiciops gliroides (monito del monte)
Lineage: Eukaryota; Metazoa; Chordata; Mammalia; Microbiotheria; Microbiotheriidae
Gene: TRIM45
Product: tripartite motif containing 45
Exons: 6
Coding region: 252-2006 (584 amino acids)
Biological process (GO): positive regulation of DNA-templated transcription
Cellular component (GO): nucleoplasm; chromatin
Molecular function (GO): ubiquitin-protein transferase activity; protein binding; zinc ion binding
Source: RefSeq, a predicted model, not a curated record
CAGUGGAAGGGGUGGGGUUGGGAGAGGGCAGUCCCGGGUCAAUUGGGUAAUAGUCAGAUUGGUGAAUUGCAUGCAGGUGACAUCACUGCCAGGUGUUCCCACCUUCUCUUUUUGUCUGUCUGUCUGUCAGAUUUCCGACUUGAAAGGCAUGUACCAGUGAUCUCUGGCCGACCUUUGACUUUUCCCCUAUUGGAGCGGUCCUAACCCCCUGCUGCUUCAUCGUCGACACGCUCUGGAAAAACCUCGGGGAAAUGUCAGACAAGGAGGCGGAGCAGGAGCCCCAAGGGGCUGGGCUGCGCAACAUUAGCCCCGCUGCCCUUGGAGGCCUAGGCAAGACUCGCUGUCCAAUGUGCAUGGAGCUCUUUAAAGUCCCCAGGAUCUUGCCAUGCUUGCACACGUUUUGCACGGCCUGCCUAGAACAGUUGGAGCCCUUCUCCGUACUGAUAUUGAGAUCCCCACACUCAGAAACGACCUCGGAGGGCGCGUGGCUCUGGGAUAAGCAGCCCCAGCAGCUGGAGCCCCAGCUUAGCAUCCUCUGCCCAGUCUGUGAUACGGAGGUCCAUCUGCCUCCCGGAGGAGUGAAGGCCCUAACCGUGGACCACCUGGCCAUAAAUGAGGUGCUGCUACAAAACCUGCAAGAGGACACCCCAGGCGUGGUGUGUGAUCUGUGCAGUGACAGGGAAGUCGAUAGUCGAUGUCUCACCUGCAAGGUGAAUCUCUGCCAGUUCUGCAGCCAGGCUCAUAGGCGGCAAAAAAAAACUGCUUCCCACUCAGUGGUGCCCAUGAAGGACCUGAAAGGCUACAGCCAGAUCGGGAGGCCAAUUCUGUGUUCUGCCCACCCUGCUGAAGAGCUGAACCUGUUCUGUGAGCAGUGUGAUCAGCCAGUGUGCCGGGACUGUGUGCUGGGUGCCCAUCGGGAGCAUGCCUAUGAAUUGAUCAGCAACGUUAUCCACAAGCAUGGGAAUUCCAUGCGGGAGCUCCUCCAUAGCACCCAGCCCCACGUGGGCACCUUGGAGAGAGCCCUGGCCCAGAUCGAAGGCAUAGGCCAUGCCCUCCGGAGCCGCAUGGAUGCCCUCUCCGCUGACGUCCGGGAGUUUUGUGAUGGAUACAUCACCGCUAUCAGAGAACACCGGGAUCAGCUGCUGAAGCAACUGGAAGACCUCCGGAUCCAGAAGGAGAACUCCCUGCACCUCCAGAAGCUCCAGGUGGAGCAGCUGCUGGCGGACCUGCGGACUGGGGUCGAGUUCACGGAACACUUGCUGAGUAAUGGCUCCGACGUGGAGAUCCUCGUCACCAAGGGGGUCGUGAUGAGCCGGCUGAAGAAGCUCCAGAAGACGGACUACAGCAUUGGCCCCGGGGUGGACGAUGGCAUCUGCUUCUCCCCUCAGGAGAAGGCUGGCCAGUAUGGUGGCUACGAAGUGUUUGGGGCCAUUCUCACCAAAGGGGUUGAUCCUGCCAAGUGCAUUCUCCAAGGGGAAGACCUCCAUAAAGCUUGGGAGAAGCAGAAAGUCACCUUCACCCUGCUCUGCAGAGAUAUUUUGGGGGAGCACAUGGGCAGAGGAGGAGAGCACGUCCGAGUGAGCGUCAUUCACAGAAAUAAGAAGGACUGUGUUCUUAAGACGAUGGUUCAGGACAACAACAAUGGGACUUACGCUAUUUCCUUUAUCCCUGAGGAAUCCGGCCCCUACACUGUGUGCGUCUGUGUCAGAGGGCAGCACGUCCAGGGCUCACCGUACACAAUGACUGUGAGGAGAAAGCUCCGCCAGCAUCAGGGUGUUUUUCAUUGCUGCUCCUUCUGUUCCAGUGGGGGCCAGAAGAGCGCCCGCUGUGCCUGUGGAGGAACCAUGGCAGCAGGUGGGUACCAAGGUUGUGGACAUGGACACAAAGGUCACCCAGGCCGUCGUCAUUGGUCAUGCUGUGGGGGGACAGAGGAGAAGUCAGACUGCUCACGGAACGUGGAAAAGGGGUGUUCCCAGAGGAGUCUGGUCAGGACGGUGGCACUCUGAGCUUUCUGAUGAUGAAAAGGCCGAGUUUGCAUGUCAGUUACCAGGAAGCCCUAGGCCUUGUGGAAGAGCUGCCAGUUAAUUCUGAAGAAACCACUAAAAUAAAUGUGCCUUAUCUUACCAUCUAGGUCAGUUUGCAUUGUGUUAUUGAGAUUCCAAGUGAAAUUUAGGGUUAGGUGGUCUUUGUAUCACUGUCACAGAUUGUCUCACAAAGUGUCCCUGAUUACAAGGAAAAGGCAACAUCAAUUCAUGGCUUGAAUGUUACUGCCUAAAAGUCAAGGUAUGUUUCUUGCUGAUGGUGGAUCACAAGCGUUCUCU